This is a messenger RNA of Oncorhynchus tshawytscha (Chinook salmon), 2742 nucleotides long. RefSeq lists its product as uncharacterized. Gene Ontology annotation, cellular component: cytosol; nuclear body; dendrite. The record is from RefSeq and is a predicted model, not a curated record. Lineage: Eukaryota; Metazoa; Chordata; Actinopteri; Salmoniformes; Salmonidae. The coding region runs from base 86 to 1174 and encodes 362 amino acids. The transcript has 9 exons. Gene Ontology annotation, biological process: mitotic cell cycle checkpoint signaling; establishment of localization in cell; mitotic sister chromatid segregation.
AAGACCUACUUUCAACCUAAUUGGACAAUAAUCUAUCCAAUCACAUUCCACGUUGAACAGCGGUCGCUGAAUUUUGAAAACCAGAAUGGCUACUGAGGCUGUUCAAGCGUUGCUUGAAAGAUGCGACCAUGUACAUUUGGAUUUGUACGAUGGGACAAAGCAUCAUGAGGGUGGGGAAGCGGAGUUGAUGGUGCCCUACCUAUCUGAGAGUCGUAGUAAACAGAAGAUUUUGGGCAGACAGUUGUUUGUGCUUGAUGACAUGAUGCAGCUUCUGGAGAGACUGGAGACAACUGACCAGCUGUUUAAUGAACCAUGCCCCCCAAACCCUGGCAAUGAGGCUCACAGCUGCUGGAAGGUCCUGAAGAGUGAAUAUAAAGAGGGCAUCCAGGAGGUGGAGGCACUCAUUAGCACCUUACGGGACAUGAUGGACAAACUGCACCACAAACGGGACCGACUGACAAACCUGGUCACAGCACUAGAAAAUAAGAAAGAUCUCAGCCUGCAGAUGGGGGAGUCUCUCCAGACAGCCUACAAUGCCUUGCGUGUGUGUGAGGGGCAGCUGGCCCAGCUGAGGGCGGAGACCGACGCCACACUGGACCGCUCGGCUGACUGGCAGCACCUGAGAGAUGCCCUGCAGGGCUAUGUGGAGGAGACACAGGGGGUGAUGCAGUGUAGGCUGCUGUCAGUGGGGUCCUCAGAGCUGUGUGUGGAACUGAGGCCCCACUCCUGUGGAUCCACUUCUGGCCAGCUGGAGCCCCUCAGACUGACUGUCACUUGGAGCCCUGAUGACCACUUCCACCUCCAGGUGUAUCAGGGUACUGCAGGGCUGUUAGAAGUGUCCAUGAAAGGUUGCCUUUCUCAUCUCAGUGCUGCAGUGCUGGAGGUCAUGCAGUGCUACACCAGCCAGGGAGAGAUGCUGGCUGAGAUUCAGGCCUUGCAUUCCAGGUUUGCUAUAGACUGGCGUCCAGGCCAGAGACUGCUCGUGUUCCUGAAGACUGCCUCUAGUGUGUGUAGCCUGAGGGUGGAGGAGGGCUACCCCUCCAGAGGCACAGCUACACUCAUCUCUGUACGCAGGGACGGAGAACUGGUCGACAAUGCUGUCCUACAGCCUCCCCAGAAGACCCUCUCUCUGACAGAGUGGCUGGAGUUCCUCUCCUCCAGUCCGAACGUCUGACCAUCCUCUCUCUAGUCUACACAGAGGAAGUGGCUGUUUCUCUCCAUGAUCACUAAAUGGCGCUCUUGCCUCUAAUAUGUAAAUAUUAGGAAUGUAACAAUUUACUGAUGCAUCGGUCCUGGUUCAAAUGUUUUAAGAUACUAGUGCAUGGGUCUGCAGGAGCCCAAACCAAUCCAAAUUAAGUGUGCGUCGGUCAGAACUGAUUCAAAUGUUACAAUUGUCAGUUCACUGAUGUUUUUCACUCAUUGUUUUAUUCCAAAAAUACCUCUUAUGUGUUAUGACUGAGUUAAUGCGUCCUCCUUUAGUUCAGUAGGCUAUUGAACUUUUAUGUAUUUAACUGCGUAUGACUGUCAGAUAAUUGUGAGCACAGUGCAGGUAGAGUCAGCUGCAUGCGCCAACUAGAGGUAGGGAUAGGCCUGUUCUAAUAGGCUGUUCGUACAUCAGCGCGGCACCUUCAGCAUUCAGAUGCUUUGAAAAUGUCUUUCACAAUAUCAUAAUAGGGUUUAUUAGUUGAGUGACAACCAAUGUAAUUUGCUGGGACAUUGUUACCAAAUGCUAUGUAUAAUAGUUUUUUUUUACUGGAGUUGUGUAGUCUACCGGAUUGGACACACCUCGCAUCGAACUGCUGAUUGGUGUUGUCAAUCAUUCCGAUUUUUAUAUUGUUCAGGUCACCAUAAUAAAUAGUUUGUUUAGUUUUUUUUUUUUUUAACAGUCAGUGUAUUUGGUCAUUUCUACAUGAAUGGGGUAAUUUCAUAAAGGACCUCAAUCAUUUUUGAGAGCUGCGCAUGGUCACAUAUAUUGGUCAGAGCAAGAUAAGCUCCAUAAAAUUCCAAACGGUCUAAACCAUUAUCUUUUGAAACUGUUAAAAUCCAAUGCUAAUUUGUGAAGAUAAAUAUUGACAUAGUACAAGCUCAACACGUUUUAUCUGCAAAAAUUACAAGUUAAUGAGUGGGUGAUGGUAAUUGCAGAUUUGUUUUUAAAAACUGGGGGGACAAAAAGCAUAAAUUGCCCUAAUCUGAUGGUAGUGGGGUGGUAGAUGCUCAGUCUGCCCUAUGGCUCAGCUCAUGUGCCUAUAUCAUUGAUAUUGACACACAGAGGAGCUCUCAGCUUAUAAAAGUAUUCUCAGACAGAUCCAGCUCAGCUAGGCCCAGCUCCUGAGCUCUAAUCAUUAGCAGAUAUUAUUUAAAAAUUGAAAAUGAAUGUGUUCAUACAACAACAAAAAAUACUAAAUAGAAACGAAUCGCAUCAAUUCAUUCCCCUAAUCAAACCGAAUCAUUUAAGACUUAAACAUAUCGUUCCUGUAUCAUAUCAUAGCCCAUGUAGCUAUCUAGAUGCGUAUCGAAUCAUUCAUGGAGAGCUGCACAUCCCUAGUAAAUAUCUCAUGACUCUAUCUAAUGUUGCUCUGUUUUGUCUUCUAGCUGUAUCUGUUGUCUUGUCUAUGUAUUGUUGUAACAAUAUUAUGACUCAUGUAAAUAAAUAACAUACCAUUUUGGUGAAAAUGUUUUUGGUUUUCUUCAUAUUUAGACUUAAAGAAAAGGUGAAAAAUAAAUAAAUCACAUUGUGACGAA